Messenger RNA from Sinocyclocheilus rhinocerous, 1674 nucleotides. RefSeq names its product intestinal-type alkaline phosphatase-like. Gene Ontology annotation, biological process: dephosphorylation. The record is from RefSeq and is a predicted model, not a curated record. The transcript has 11 exons. Gene Ontology annotation, molecular function: alkaline phosphatase activity. Gene Ontology annotation, cellular component: plasma membrane. The coding region runs from base 1 to 1452 and encodes 483 amino acids. Lineage: Eukaryota; Metazoa; Chordata; Actinopteri; Cypriniformes; Cyprinidae.
AUGUGUUUGGUUUACAGCCGGGCCCCCGGCGUGCUGCUCCUCUUGGCCCACCUCCUCCUGCGCACCAGCUGCAGUCUAGAGCCCACGGCUGAAUGGGAGAGAGAACCUGCGUACUGGAACGAUCAGGCCAGGCGGAUGCUGCAGGCUGCCCUCACGCUGCCACUGCGAGCGCAUCGCGCCAAAAACAUCCUCCUCUUCCUCGGCGACGGGAUGGGAGUGUCUACGGUGUCAGCCGCCCGUAUACUGCGAGGUCAGAUGGAAGGACAGUCAGGGGAGGAGACUCUUUUGGCCAUGGAUACAUUUCCAUAUGUCGCCCUGUCAAAGACGUACAGUGUUGACAAGCAGGUGGCAGACAGUGCUAGCACAGCUACGGCGUACCACUGCGGUGUGAAGGCUAAUGCCAAGACAGUGGGGUUGAGCGCUAAAGCAGUGGCCUAUGAGUGCAACACCACAUUUGGCAAUGAGGUUUUCUCAGUGUUACACCGCGCCAAAGCACAAGAUGUUUCUAAUGCAACAGCUGAGGGGGUAAUUCUUGGCGGUGGCCGCAUGUACAUGACACCCAAGGGUACCCCUGAUCCAGAAUACCCCUCUUCAUCCUCUCGCAAAGGGGAUCGCAAAGACAAAAAGAACCUCAUUGACGUCUGGCUAAGUGCUCGUAAGGGAAGGAACGCCCAAUAUGUCUGGAACAAAGAGCAGCUUAAUGCAGUGAAUGUUAAAACGACAGACUGCCUGAUGGGACUGUUUGAACCCAAAGACAUGAGGUUUGAAGUGUUCAGGAAUCGCACCCGUGACCCCUCUAUUGUGGACAUGACAGAGAAAGCCAUUCAAAUCCUCAGCAAGAAUCCUAAAGGGUUUUUUCUCUUUGUGGAAGGAGGUAGAAUAGACCAUGGACACCAUGAUGGGGUUGCCAAGCUUGCUCUGACUGAAACCAUCAUGUUUGACCAGGCAAUCCAGAGAGCGUCUGAGCUGACCAGUGAAUCGGACACUCUCUCUGUUGUCACUGCAGAUCAUUCCCAUGUCUUCACUUUUGGUGGAAAUACACCACGAGGGAACCCUAUUUUUGGUCUGGCACCUAAGAAGGCUGAGGAUAGUCUUCCAUACACAAGUAUCUUGUAUGCUAAUGGACCAGGAUACAUUCAUGUGAACGGAACAAGAGGAAAUGUUUCAGCAGUGGAGCAUUUUAGUGAAGAGUACAUGCAACAAGCUGCUGUUCCUUUAGAAUCAGAGACACAUGGAGGGGAAGAUGUGGCUAUCUACGCAAAAGGCCCGAUGGCUCAUCUCUUUCACGGAGUCAAAGAACAGAAUUAUGUGGCCCAUGCGAUGGCUUAUGCAGCAUGUCUGGAGCCAUACACUAACUGCCCACUGCGUCUUCAAGGCUCAGGGGGCUGUAAAAUCACUCUUUCAGGGCCUCUUGUCUCAAUAACCGGCGUGUUUUGGCUUGUCAUGAGAUGACAGACUAUACUGCAUGAGUGAUUGAGGCUCCAGGACUCUUUGGGGCUUUUUGGAAAUCUAUAACCCAAAUAGUUUAUAUUGAAGUUUGGUGCUCUGCAGAAUUGCAAUGCUGUGUAUAUAAAUGUAAAGUGUUUUUUUCAUGGAUGUAUUUUAUAACCAGAUAUUUUUGUAUAUAAUGCGCAAUGGAAGACUCUUUUGCACUGUGCCUAUAAAUUUCAAACA